AUGACAGGAAAUGGGAUUUUAACUGUCACCUAUGCGACUGCUGGUCCUGUUGGCGCUGAUACAACUACAACAAUCUCUUUCCCUACGAUUUCAACAAGAGGGACAACAACAACGGAUGCUCCAAAAACAGAGGCGCCGACAACAGUGGUUCCUAAAACUGAAUGUCAACGUAAACGAGCUAAUGCAGCAGAAAAGGGAACAACAGCAGCAACUUAUGUGCCUGAAUGUACAAUAGAUGGUCAAUAUGUCUCUUUACAAUGUAUGCCAACUGAAAAUGAAUGUUUUUGUGUGGAUAAAAAUGGUGUUGAAUUGAAACAUUCACGUUCAAAGGAUCGUAAACCGGAUUGUGAAAGAAUUUCUUCUGCACAACCUGUUCUAGUUCAGGAUUGUACAAGUUUACCAGAACCGGGCCCUUGUACUUCAAACUUAAUUUAUUGGAAUUUUAAUGUGGCUAAUGGACAUUGUAGUCAAUUUAAUUAUUCUGGAUGUGGUGGGAAUGGAAAUAAAUUUGGAAGCCGUUUGGAAUGCGAGCAACGUUGUUUAAGUUCAUCAAAGAAAUGUCCAGGAGGUCAAUUACCCUUAAAAGAUGCGCAAGGACUUUUGGUUGAUUGUUCUAAUGCUAGCUGCCCUCCAAGUUUCUCUUGUCACUCUUCAAUUUGUUGUCAAUUAAUUUUACAAAAAGAACCAAGUCGAGAACAGUUGCCAGUUUUGGAUGGAACAUCUACAACAAUAAAAGUUUUGGAAGCUUCACCUCUUGCAUUACCUGAAACUGAAAAAUCUGAAAAAUCUGAGAAUAUCUGUUCUUUACCCAAAGAUAGAGGCCCUUGUGAUCAAUACCAAAUGCGUUUUUAUUUUAAUAAAGAUUUGGGUGAAUGUAAAUAUUUCUUUUAUGGAGGAUGUGAAGGAAAUUCGAACAAUUUUGCGCGAGUUGAGGAUUGUGAAAAGGCGUGUUUAUCCAAAGAGAAAAUUCAACAGCCAAUUUCACAACAGACGAAUAGUUUUGUUCCAAUCUCUUCCUCUUUGCCUCCUAUACAAACAACAACAGCUUCAAAAUUAAUUUUAGAAAAUGGAAAAAAUAUUGCUACGGAAGGAAGAUUGCCACCGUUUUCUAGCAGAACUACUCUACCUCCUCCAUUUCCUAUAGAACCAGAAACACCACAAUUGCCUGUAAUUACUUUCCAACCUGAAACUGACAAACAAAACGUAUUUUCUCCCUUACUACCCGAAAGAAAACAACAAAUUACACCUUUACUUGAUGUUAAUAAAUGUCAACAUCCAAAAGAUGUGGGAAUUUGCGCAGCACAGUUUGUUCGUUGGUUUUGGAAUUCUGAAUUAAACAAUUGUGAAACAUUUACAUAUAGUGGUUGUGGAGGAAAUGGAAAUAAUUUUGCCAGCCGUGAGGAAUGCUUAAAUAUUUGCCGUGAGGAAUUAACAACAGUAGACACUUCAAAUGAUGAAAAAAGUGCUUGUGAUGUUGAUAUAGAUCCAGGAAGUUGUGGUGGAAUUUUUAUGAGAUAUGGAUUUGAUAGAAGAACAGCUCAGUGUAGACAAUUUCAAUACGGUGGAUGUGAGGGAAAUGGCAACAAUUUUGCCUCAUUGCUCGAAUGUCGGAGUAAAUGCCUCGAUGAACCUGAAGAGCCUCUCAGCCCAAAUAUUUGUGAACAUCGAAUUGAUCCGGGUACCUGUUCUGGUACUUUUCACCGUUUUGGUUAUGAAACAUUAGCAAAUCGAUGUACAAGAUUUGUUUAUGGAGGAUGUGGUGGAAAUGGAAACAAUUUCGCUUCAAUUGAUGAUUGUCGUGCAGCUUGUGUUCGUCAUAUUUGCCCACCAGAACCUGAAUGUGACACAAGUGGACGUUGUCAACUUGUUAAAGAUUCAAAAGGAUGUUCGCUCUGUAGUUGUCCACCUCCAAGACAUUCGCCAAUAAUUCCUUCUGUUCCACCAUUGGCUCCUCCAGCAGUUGAACCACAUAAAAAUACUUGUCCGCAAUUGGAUGUUAAAUUGUGUCAGGAGCCGUGCAUCAUCUUUUUAAAUCGUCGUGGAUGCCGUGAAUGUGUUUGUCCAAUAAUUACUCCACCGACUAAUUCGUUUCAUGAAUCUCCUCCUGCUCCGGUUUCCAUUCAAGAAUCUCCAUCACCACCGGCAAUUCAAACUGUUUCAGUUCCACAGAUUAACAACCGACAGCAACAACGUCCUUUAGAAUUAUCUUCAGCUUCACCUCUUCCUCCUGCAUCAUUUUCUUCAUUUGUGCCUUCUUCAACGGUCUCUCCUCCAGCUCCACCAGCUAUACAGCCGCCAAGACCUGCAAUAAUCGGUGUUCCAUUUAAUAAAGCUUUGGAACCUUUACCUCCACCAACAACAACAACUGAAUUACCAUUAUCCUCUUCUCGUUCACAACCAGUGUUGUCAAAGAAAUUGCCUCAAACUCUUGCUGAAGCAGUUAUUUCUCAACCAGCUACACCAGAACCUUUGCCUUUUGGCCAUAAUGAAAUUUGUACACAACCAUUGGAUAUUGGUGCAUCUGCAUGUUCUCGUUUUGUUCAACGUUGGUAUUUUAGUUCAGAAAGUGGACAAUGUGAAUCUUUCAGCUACACUGGAUGUGCAGGAAAUCGAAAUCACUUUUUCUCGAAGAAGGAAUGUCAAAUAUAUUGUGCUCGAUUUUCAAGAACACUAACAUCAUCAACUUCUGAUGAUGGUCUUCUUUUACUUACCCCGGAAAAUGUUGAGACAAGUAUCUCCCAAGAUCCACCUUCCACAAGCACCACAACCACAACAGUUCAAUCUACGACUUCUAACAAACCUAGCGCUUCUUCUGAUUCAUCAAUUAAUCAGAUUUCCACUACAAUAAAAAUAGAGGAAGAACAUCCAAAAAUUUCAAAUAAAUUAUCAAUUGAAAAACAAAAUGAAGACAAGGACUUAAGCAAUGAAAGGUUGAUAGAAGAUGAGGAAAGAAACCGUCAACUUGAAGAAGUUUUGACAACCUAUACAAUUCCAACUCUCCCUCCAAUUGAUUCUCGAGUUCUUUUAAAAAGCCGUAUAGUACCUGAAGCACCAAUACAAAAUGAAUUAUUAGCAGUUACAGAAGGUGGUCUAGAUAGAAGACAAGAAGGACAAGAAGUAUUCAAAGAAAAGCAGAAUAUUCCAAUUAGAACAACAGCUGGUCGUCGUGUUGAACAACAACAACAAACAACUUCAAUUCCUUUAAUCUUACUAGAAACUGCUGAAAAUAAUAAAAAUGUUGAAAGCACUGAUACACUAACAAAUUUGGAAACUGCACCUAGCAUUUCAAAAAAUAUUCUUCCUUCUCAGCUUAUACAAGGCACUAAAUUAGUUGAUAAAACUCGUCAAACAAAACUUUCUCCUGUUCAUUCUUUCCAAAUUCCAUUGAACAAAAUUGAAAAUAAAAAUAGGGAAGACCAGUCCAUCCUUUCAACUCAAUUGCCAGAAAUUGAAUCAACUUAUUCUUCUGCUAUUUUGGAAAAUAAAGAAGAGGAUGAGCGAAGAAAAGAAAUUGAAGAGAGGAAAAUAGAAGUAAAAGAAGAAAAUAGGGAAGAAGAAGAACGUAAGGAAGAACAAAAAAUUGAAGAAAAGGUUGAGCCAGAGGAGGGCAAUCAACCCUCGUUAACUGAAAAUUUGGAAGCAGAUUUAUCAACACCAACAACUCAAACAAAAAUUUUGCCAACUACUAGUACAAUACCAAAAAUUCCAAAAUUACAAACAAUUAAACUUUCAAUUGAAAAAAGUUCAGAAUCUAACAAUAAUGAAGAUAAAAUAAAUAAUGUUGCUGCUGUAACUCAAGAAUCAAAUAAUGCAUUAAUUAGUGGAGAAGAGCGUUUAGAAGAGCAAGAGGAGGAAGGAAGGACAACAAUUUCUAAAACUGAGGUAACAGAUGAUGAUUUGAUUUGGGCAGAAAUGCGAGAAGGUGAAGGAGGAAAGGGAAGAAAAUUUAAAAAUCGUGAAGAAGAAGAGGAAAAAGAAGAGAAGCGUUCGCAAGGACUUGUGUCUAAUGAAGCUGAGCCUUUAGCCUUAGAACCUUCAAGCCAAUCGGUUCCAUCCUUGGAAGAAAGCGAUAGAAAGGAGCAAGUUCCUUCAGAAAGAAAAAAUCCUCAGCCUCUUCCUGAACAUGAAGAGGAAAAAAUUCCCAGUCUUUUUACUGAUCAACAUAUUAAACAAGAACAACAACAAAUUCCUCUUGAAUCAAGCAAUUUAGGAGAAGAGCAAAAACAUGAGGAGCAACAAGGAGAAAAUACAGCAGAUGGGGCUAAUCAUCCAGUCAUCUCGAAUAAUGAACGUCAACAAUUGCCAAUUAUUUCUCAAGAAGAGAAGGUCAAAGAAGAAGAACAACAGCUAAAAGCUUUACCAGAAGUAGAAAUUGAAGAUUCAAGAGCGCCAUUGAACAACAAAAUAAAUGAUAGCAUGGGUGAUACUCAAUCUGAACUUCCAAUUGAUUCUGUUAAUGAAUUUUCUUCUCAAUCUUCUACAUUAUCUCCUGAAACUCAAGAAGAGCUACAAACAACAUCUGAAAUUACCACAGAAAUUCCUCUUCGUCUUUCUCCUCAAACUUCAAUUAAUUCUCGUCCAAAACAACAACAACUUCAACGCCCACUUCCACCUGUUCAACAUAUGAUUAUUCCUCAUAUUCAAAAUAAAAAUGAAAUAUGUUCAUUACCUCCAGUUGCAGGACCGUGUACUUCUUUUGUUUUGAGAUGGUUCUUUAAUCCAGAGAAUGGUAUUUGUGAACAAUUUUCUUAUGGUUCUUGCCGAGGAAAUUUGAACAACUUCCCAGAUAAAUCACAAUGUGAAGCCGUUUGUUUGGAUAUUCCACAAAAAGUCCGCCUCAACGAUCGAUGCAUUUUGGAUCGUGAUGAAGGAACUGGUACAGGGUAUAAUGUCCAUUGGUAUUUUAAUGUUCGGAAUUUGAGAUGUGAACAAUUUAUUUGGCAAGGAAAUGAUGGAAAUGCUAAUCGUUUUGAUACAGAAUCAGAAUGUAGAUCUAUUUGUGAACAACAAACUAAUGAGAAGAAGAGGCUUAAAGAACCGGAUGAUUUGUCUCAAUUAAAUAUUCCGCCACCUGCAGGGAGAAUGAGAGGAGGAGUGGAUAAUAAUUUUAAUCAAUUUGGAGCAAAAACAGCAAAUACUCAAAAUGAAAUUGGUGAUGUUGGAAUACCUGCACCCUUCCAUGCAAUAAGUGAUGGAGUUGUUGAAAAAUCAACAGAUGUUGAACCAACAACUGAUUCUUUAAAUUUAAUGGCCGAAACAAAUGAACCUGAAUCAAACUUUGAACAUUCCACUACAAGUUCUCAAGCAACUAGACGUGGAAAUGCAAAUAAUCAUGAUGGAUAUUCGGCUGUUUUAUUGCCUAAAGAACCGCAAAAGGUUCCAGAUUUACCACUUAUUGGACCAUCUAUGCCAGCAGUAAUUGAUUAUCCUAAUGGGAUAAGACUUGACAAUAAUAAUAAUCCUGCUCCUCAACCUCUUAAUGUUGUUAAUGGUUUGCCUCAACAUAUACCUGAGCAAAACAGUGCAAAUAAGAACAUGUUACCUACACAAUUUAAUGAUGAUAAAAACGACAAAGAUUCUCCACUCUUCUCUUUUUCAAAAUCUGUUGGUGGAACAAUAGCUAAUGGUGUCCCUAUUUGCCCGAAUGGACUAAACACAAUGCUUUAUAGUGAUGGUCGCCCAGUUCUUUGCCUUCCUGGGAUGGGACAAUGUCCAGAAAAAUCAGUUUGCUAUUUUAAUGGUAUUGACUACUUCUGCUGCCCUAAUGAAGAUGAUCCAUAUGAUCAACACAUAUUUGGUGGAUAUGAUGGGGAAGAAUUGAAGCAUGGAUAUAAAGCAGGAGGCAACAAUCAACAGCAACAAUCAUCUCUUCGUGUUCGCCGUCAAAAUGAUAAAGAAAAUGGACCGUCUUCAUCUUUAGUGUUGACUGAAUCGCUUAGAUUUGAUGAUAAAUCCCCACCAGGCCCAAUUCAAAGACAAUCACGUUUUCAUGGUGGAAAUGGGAAAGGAUCAACAGCAACAACAAAUCCAUCAAUUUGUUCUCAACCUUUAAAUAAAGGAAAUUGUGGAGAGGCUUUACAACGUUAUUUUUAUGAUUCUGAAAGUGAUCGUUGCAGAACUUUUUAUUUUACUGGAUGUGGAGGAAAUGAAAAUAAAUUUGAUACAUUAAUUGACUGUGAAAGGAUUUGUAAGAAAGGAGGACCGGAAUCUUCAAAAGAACAACAAAAUUCAUUUUCUCAAAAGCGUCCAGGAGUUUGUCCAGGUGGAAAUUUGCCGUUAGGAGGUCGUAAUCCUGUGCUAUGUGGUGAACAUUUUGAUUCUAUUGGAUGUCCAACAGGUUAUUUGUGUGUUCCUGGUGAGGUUUUAUUAAAUUUAUAA
Messenger RNA from Meloidogyne enterolobii, 6378 nucleotides. The record is from the annotation of a GenBank genome assembly. NCBI's taxonomy places the organism in Eukaryota, Metazoa, Nematoda, Chromadorea, Rhabditida, Meloidogynidae.